GUGGGCCGGUAGGCUGGGGUGGUACUGCCGAGGGGCAGGCGGUACCGUGCGCGACGUGUCCUGCGCUAGCGUCGCACUGUCAGUGGGGUUUUUUACUGUGCCAGUUUGUCAGUGCGAGGGGAAGGUCAGAGUUGAUGGUAUUUUGAGAGCUGACUCCUGCAGUUGCUCCGCACGUACCUUUCCCUUUUUGGUAUCUGAGCGAGUCGGGACACAGGACCCGUCCGGCUGCGUAAGAAGGGUAACUGGGACGCGGGGCAACUGUCUUGCUGGAGACGUGCGACAUAAGCUGAAGUCAUCGCAGAAGGACAAGAUCCGACAGUUUAUGGCCUUCACGCAGGCCGGGGAGAAGACCGCCGUGUACUGCCUGACACAGAAUGACUGGAAAUUAGAAGUGGCCACGGACAAUUACUUUCAUAACCCAGACCUCUACUAUAAGGAAUCCAUGAAAAACUCUGUGGAUCGGAAGAAGUUGGAGCAGCUCUACAAUCGUUAUAAAGAUCCUCACGAUGAGAAUAAAAUCGGGAUUGACGGGAUCCAGCAGUUCUGCGAUGACCUGACCCUGGACCCGGCUAGCAUGAGCAUCCUAGUGGUGGCCUGGAAGUUCCGGGCCGCCACCCAGUGCGAGUUCAGCAAGAAGGAAUUCUUGGAUGGCAUGGCGGAGCUUGGGUGUGACAGCACAGAGAAGCUCAAAGCAAUCCUGCCCAGAUUAGAACAGGAACUGAAAGAUUCUGGAAAGUUCAAAGACUUCUAUCAGUUCACCUUUAACUUUGCCAAGAAUCCUGGACAGAAAGGCUUAGACCUUGAGAUGGCAGUUGCCUACUGGAAUCUGGUUCUCAAUGGCCGCUUCAAGUUCCUGGACCUUUGGAACAAGUUUCUAUUGGAGCACCACAAACGCUCCAUCCCCAAAGACACAUGGAACUUGCUCUUGGAUUUCGGGAACAUGAUCGCCGACGAUAUGUCAAAUUAUGACGAGGAAGGGGCGUGGCCUGUUCUCAUAGAUGACUUUGUGGAGUUUGCACGACCGAUUGUUACUGGGUGCAAACCCAAAGCUGUAUAAUGACUGCCCAGCUCUGGCCCUAGCCUGUUUGUUCAGUUAUUAUUAUUUUAUUUUAUUUUUUUUUUGUCGUUUUUUUUUCUUUUUCGAAGACGGCGCAAACAAGGAAUGAGGAUUAAAAAAAAGAUUGAAGUCCUGAGACCAUCUGUCAAGAGAGAAGAUGGAGCCAAAACUACCAGACAAACCAAUCAGGGAAUACAGUGAGAGAAAAAUGAAGAGUUUGUGGUUUUUUUUUUAAACGAUUAUUAUAUUUCUUUCAAACAAACUCAUCACAAGCAAGCUGCAGCUCUUCCAGUCAUCAACAUGAAGCUAAUACGUCUACCCUAAAACCACCCCCCCCCCCCCCCACCACCUCUAAAACACCCACCCGAGACCUCAUGGGAUAUGCGUCGCUCUCAAUUUCACCAGGGUCCUCCACUCCACUAGGGGGCCCCCUACCUUCCCUCAACAGCCUUCUUUGCUUUGAUUUAAAAAAAACAAACAAACAAAAAAAAUCAGAAGAACAAAAGCUUUUCUUGUGGCAGUGGGUGUAUGAUACAAGAUCCGUUUUGCAUGAGCUGAUUUUUUUUUAAUCCAUUUUUACUUCAGCGCGAUUGAAGGACAGGGUGGCGAAGCAGGGGCCACAAGCACUUGAGUUAAUGGCACAUCACCAGCAGAAACUCUUUUACUACAGGUGUAAUAUACUGUAUCCAUAGGAGUAUAUAGAAAUACCUAUCUAUAUCGAUAUGUAUGUAUGUGUUCGUGUGUAUGUAUGUGUGUAUAUAUAACUGUGUGCAUGUGUGUGUGUGCGUGUGUGUGCGUGUGUGAAUUGUCACACACGCACACACUUUAUGUAUAAGUAUUAAAGUUGAAUAUUUGUGCUGUAAAUUAAACCUUACAUUUAUCAUGCUUCAUUUCCAUUUUAUUUGCGUUUAUGCUGCAUUAUUUUGCCCCCGCCUUCCCUGCCCAGUGGGAACGAGACAACUCCAUUCAGUAUUAAUUUGUCCUCUCAGCGGUACUUUCCGGACUGGCGUUGAAGCGCCACGUUUUGGCUCUGAGACUGAGGCCUCCUUUGGUUGCUUCCGUGGCUGAUGACGGUCCCGCGGAUGCGCCCCUGGUGCGGGUGCCAGGUUUUGUUCCGUAGCUACUGGGUGGUGAAGCAAGAGCUAUUUUCGUUCAGUGAGUAACGCUCCCGCACAGACGGGCCUGCCUGUCGCGUGCAGUGGGACUCGGCCCAGGGCCCGGCCCCGAGCCCCUGUGGACUCCCCUUGCAUCUUCACCAUCUUUUAUAUAUUGUAACCGUUCUGGAACCUCGUUGUGUCUGGUGUGGGUGGAGUCACGGGAGUGACGGAUUUUAAAAUAUGAACAGGAAUCAACCCUCAUUGGUCCAGAAUAAGCAUGAUGUUUUGGAGUUCUGAACAUGCGCCGUCGUUUCUAAACUUUUUAUACGUUUAUCGAACCGAAACCGAAAAUCUGUUAAGAUGAAUAGUCGCGAUUACACACGGAGUGCCUGUACCCCUCGUGUAAUCUGUGUACCUCGUGUUGAUGGGUUGGCUGGGGAGUCCAGCUGUCCCCUCUUCCAUCAGUGGGUCAAAUGUCAACGACAAACCCAGAUGGUGACGCCAGGGGAUGGUGUUCUGCUGGGUCCCAUAGCCCACUGGGUCACUACUCAUCCAGGAUUAGUCGGCACUUACGUACGAUUUCUAAACAAUCAGGAUGAGAAUUUUCAUUAUUUUAAGCAUGCCUGGUGAUGAUAGCGGAUAGUACUUUCUAGAAGGACGGGCGCUAAUGGGUUAGUUUUCCCAUUUUGAGAUUUUUGGCUUUUUUAUGCUGGGAAUGCAUUGAAAGGUUAUGGUCAUGUGACCGCAUGUGGAGUGUGUGCCAGGAGUUAGACUGAGUGUUGACACCAAUGUUGAAGAUGCUCACGUUUCACUAAGGUUUUACCACGUACCUGUUGCCAGCGUUUGUUCCUGGCCCUGUGUGUGUGUGUCUAUAUGUGUGUGUACGUGCGCACGUUUAUGUGUGUCGUGUGUGCAUGCAUUUGCGUGUGCACUGAAGUUUGGCAUUGCUCAGGGAAGCGGCGAUACUGACUUUGAGCCUGACCUUGCUGCAACAACAAGACUACAAGGUGGCGCUGUGGCGUGGAGCUGAACCCACCUGGGCUGCUCCCGGCUGUUCCCACGCACCAGGCCUCAGGGCCCCAUUUACAGUGAGGUGCUUAGGCCUCCACGUGUUCAUCCCGCUGAGUGCACAUCCGCUACGAGAUCCUGAUUUGUGGACAGGGCGUUGCAGCUGUUGGUCGUCGCUUGGUUUGGUGGGUUUUACCGUAGUGUCUUGGAGAGAUGGGGCAGUACAUCUCCUGGGGGGUGUUACUGCUUUUGCAAAUAAAAGUUCUAUGAAACUA
This is a messenger RNA of Brienomyrus brachyistius, 3437 nucleotides long. RefSeq names its product DCN1, defective in cullin neddylation 1, domain containing 2b (gene dcun1d2b). NCBI's taxonomy places the organism in Eukaryota, Metazoa, Chordata, Actinopteri, Osteoglossiformes, Mormyridae. The record is from RefSeq and is a predicted model, not a curated record. Gene Ontology annotation, cellular component: ubiquitin ligase complex. The transcript has 7 exons. Bases 323 to 1057 code for a protein of 244 amino acids. Gene Ontology annotation, biological process: positive regulation of ubiquitin-protein transferase activity; protein neddylation. Gene Ontology annotation, molecular function: ubiquitin conjugating enzyme binding; cullin family protein binding; ubiquitin-like protein binding.